Anisakis simplex (herring worm) is the source of this 423-nucleotide messenger RNA. Lineage: Eukaryota; Metazoa; Nematoda; Chromadorea; Rhabditida; Anisakidae. The record is from the annotation of a GenBank genome assembly.
AAUUCAGCCUUUUCAUGUGUGAGAUCGCCCAAUGGACACAGGUACAUUGCAUUUGUAAUCUCCUCAUCGUCUUAUGGAGUCGGGAUUGACAACACCCUUUGUUGCGCAUAUGGCUGCAUUCCUUUUACAUCCUCUGAUAAAUACGUGCAUCGGGUUUACAAUGAUCAGAGAAAAAAUUCGCUUCAGAUGGCCUGGGGGCCAACUUCGAAAUUAGGCUGCGGAGUAUCACAUUGUCCACUGAUGACACCAGGAUAUAACUCUACUAUUUAUGUGGUUUGUCACUACAGCGAUGGAGGAAAUUAUAAAGGAGAGCUCAUCUAUGAUUCCGGCAUUGGAUGUAAUGGAGAUUUAGAUUGUAACGCAUUCCGCGGAUCGAAAUGUGAACCUGGAACCAAUCUGUGCAUUGCACCGUUAGCUAUCUGA